Tarenaya hassleriana is the source of this 1139-nucleotide messenger RNA. Its product is annotated as tetraketide alpha-pyrone reductase 1-like. The coding region runs from base 102 to 1076 and encodes 324 amino acids. Gene Ontology annotation, molecular function: oxidoreductase activity, acting on the CH-OH group of donors, NAD or NADP as acceptor. The transcript is spliced from 5 exons. NCBI's taxonomy places the organism in Eukaryota, Viridiplantae, Streptophyta, Magnoliopsida, Brassicales, Cleomaceae. The record is from RefSeq and is a predicted model, not a curated record.
AACUUCCAACCUCCUAAACAUGGGAUUGGCAUAUCACCUAUCUAGAUAAGUUUUCAAAGUGUUUUUGCCAAGCAAACCGCCACAUACCCACAGAGAGAGAGAUGGAGGGAGGAGGAAAGGUGGUGUGCGUGACCGGUGCUUCCGGGUACAUCGCUUCUUGGUUGGUGAAGCUCUUGCUCAGCCGUGGCUACGCCGUCAGAGGCACCGUUCGAGACCUCAGGGAUCCAAGGAAAACAGAGCAUCUUCUUGCACUGGAAGGCGCAAAAGAGGGACUGAAGCUGUUCCAAGCAGACUUACUAGACGAAGGUUCUUUCGACGAAGCGGUCCAUGGAUGUGACGGCGUCUUCCACACCGCCUCUCCCGUUUUCAUCACCGCCAAUGACCCUCAGGCAGAGUUGAUCGAUCCAGCGGUGAAGGGGACCAUUAACGUCCUGAAAUCAUGCGCUAAGGCAUCUUCCUCGGUGAAGAAAGUGGUAGUGACGUCAUCCACGGCCGCAGUUCUUGUCCGCGAGCCCAAGCCAGGGCCGGGCGACACUGUCGAUGAGACCUUCUUCUCCGACCCGGCUGUUUGUGUCGAGCAAAAUCAAUGGUAUAUACUCUCAAAGACACUAGCCGAGGAGGCGGCUUCGAGAUUUGCGGAAGAGAACGGAAUUGAAACGAUCGUUAUAAAUCCGGGACUCGUGAUCGGUCCUCUUCUUCAGCCAACGCUCAACUUCUCGGUGGAGGUUGUUCUUGAACUCGCAAAGGGUAACAAUCCAUGGAACAGCAGGUUCUACAGGUUCGUGGACGUGAGAGAUGUUGCAGAUGCUCAUAUCAAGGCCUUCGAAAUUCCUUCUGCCAACGGACGGUACAUCGUCGAUUCCUCGGACCCUGUUGCGGUAGACCACGUCGAGAAGGUUUUCCAAGAAUUCUAUCCCGAUUUGCGCAUUGUUGGCAAGAACGAAGAGGAAGAAGUUUACUCAGCGAGUUUCAAGAUGUGCGUUGACAGGGUGAAGAGUCUCGGCAUAGAGUUCACUCCUGUGGACGUAAGCCUUAGGGACACCGUUCAAAGCCUCCUGGAGAAAGGUUUCCUGUAACAUUUAAAGAAGAAACAUGUUUUCAUGAUAAAAACAAAAUAAAACAAAAGGUUCUCACGGAUC